AUGUUUUCUCUCUCAGGACGUCCUGUUCUACAGCCGAACAGUAUCGCUCGAUCAGAGAUUCUGAUCGCUAACUGUGAUGUUCGACGAGGAAGGCUCGUGCAUCGAUGGAGUCGCCAACGGUGUUUACUCUAUAAUGGAAGUAUUCGAAUACAGAAAGAGAAUGGCGAAGACGAUGCGAUGAGCUUGUCACGAUGUCGUGUCGAUGUAUGCGAAACCCGACAUGGCCGCUGCCUUCGGGUUCAGCACUCCGCAUCCGUCGUUUUACUGCACUUUGACGAACCAGAAGUCCUUGCUCUUUGGUUGACUAAAUGUCGGCAGGUAAACGGACAACGGAAUGUCUGCGACCUCAGCGACCGAAAGCUCACACUACUACCUGAAUCGCUACUAUGUUCGGAAGCCGAUGAGGUGGAACAGCUGAAUCUUAGGCGAAAUUCGCUGUCUACCAAGAAUAACAGUGAGCCAUCAUCGGCUCAAAUCGGUUGGUUGGACGAUCUGAGCAGGCUCACCUCUCUUACAAGUCUCGAUUUAUCGUCGAAUCGUCUAGCCGUUUUCCCUACCUCAAUCACUCAACUACCAAAUCUUCAGAAAUUGAACCUUUCGUCCAACUGUAUUCAAACAAUUCCACCGAAUGUGAGACUUCUUAGAAGGUUGGCAUCACUCGACAUGGAGAAUAACUGGUUGAGCUCAUUGCCUAUCCAUCUAGUCGAAUGUGAUCAGCUUGUUUGGCUCAAUCUCCGGUUUAAUCGAAUCAAACAAGUUGCAAAUAACUUCUGGAAGAAAAUGACUCGAAAGAGAACAGAGUGGGCUCUGGCUGGAAAUUACAUCGAGAGUCUGGAUGUCUAUAGGCCCGUGAAUAUUAUGAAGCUAGACUUGAGAAGGAGCUCACUUAGCGGUUGCUUUCGACUACCCAGUGGCUGCUUCGAUCACCUGACCUUUCUGGAUAUACGGGACAACUGCAAAGUGUCUACUGUUCAUCUCACAAAUAUCCCAUCCCUCCAGGUUCUACAUUGUGAACGGCUACAGCUAACAUCACUUCAUCUCAAUGGUCAAAGUCUCACUCAUCUUUACGCUCAGCACAACAUGUUGGAUUGUCUGAUCGUGAUGCCUGUACCACUUCAUCUAGUCUUCAUUGACGUUUCUCACAAUAAAUUUGAUGUGCUCCCGGAUUGGAUAGGCGAUCUAUCACAAAUCGACUGUCUUCGGGUGAAUAACAAUCGGCUCACCAGUCUACCUGAUAGGUUAUUCAGUGUUCAAUCAAUGCGGUACCUUUUCUGCAAGGAUAAUCGUUUGAAGGCGCUGCCUCCUCUUUUCGACAACUGCAAUCUGAUUUCUUGUGUGCUUUAUAGUAACCAACUCGAGGAACUUCCAUCGAAUUUCUUACUUCGCCACCUAAACGUCUCCUUCAAUCGUCUGUCUGGUUUACCAGCUGUUAAUGCUCACCAUGACCGGAACCGGAUCAAUACCCUCCGUCUCAGCCAUAAUCGAUUAGAUGAAUCGAUCGUGCCGAUACUGAUGAAGAUGAGAAAGCUCAAAAUACUCGACCUCUCACAUAACAGAUUGAGAUAUUUCGAUGACAGUGCUCUCGGGUCGCUCACCAUGUUAGAAGAGUUGAACCUCAGUUCCAAUGAGCUCACUACACUGUCGUCCUCAAUCUUCGAUCUCCCUGCCUUGCAGAUUUUUAAAGCUCACUCGAAUCGGAUCAAAGCUAUUCCUGACUUAUCCGUGUCGCCUACGCUUCAGACUGUCGACAUAUCAAACAAUGCUCUUGGAGCUCAUACAAGUUCCAUAGCCACCGGACCAGCAUUGAAGCAGCUGGAUCUCACGUGUAAUCCAGCUCUCAAUCUGAAUUCCGGAACCUUGAGGUGGGUAUGCUUCUAG
Molecule: messenger RNA, 1878 nt
Organism: Haemonchus placei
Lineage: Eukaryota; Metazoa; Nematoda; Chromadorea; Rhabditida; Trichostrongylidae
Source: the annotation of a GenBank genome assembly